UUUCCGCUUGGUUUGGUUAUUUGCUCUGCGCGCCGAUCAGGAAGGGCUUUGCAGUGGUGCUGGGACCAGAAGAGAACGAGUGGCAGAUUAGAGGCUUCAGCGGCUCGUCUUUAUUCUUCACCUUGAUAGCGACAGACGACUAAAGCGACAGCCAUGGCUGCCGCAGCACGACAGCCGCGGAGAUAAUAUCUUGACGCGCGUCGAGUCACACCAUGGCUAGAUUCGCACCAAACGGAUGCCGCAUGCCCCUCUGCGCCAGCACCGCCCCCUCUGGCGCCAGCACCACCCCCUCUGGCGCCAGCACCACCCCCUCUGGCGCCAUCUUAGCGCCGAAUUCUUGUGACGUCAUCUCGUCCCCGUCGGACGUCGUCUGCUCACCUCCUGACGUCAUCCUAUCGCUCCCUGACGACGAAAUAACCGUCGCCCGUUUGUCGCCGGUUCCGGCGGGCGACGAUCUCCCGUCGCACGCGGAGGCCUCUCAAGGCGACGCCAUGCCGCCGAGCGAAGGCCACCCGGCGGCCGCGUCGCCAUCGUGGCAGUCGGACGGCGGCUUUCGCUCUCCCCUUCCGCGUAACUCUCCGCCCCUUUCCCCUCACGCUCCGCCUUCCCCCGCCCCACCUUUCUCCCCGCAUCCGACGGGCGCGCAGCGCGCAGGGUCCGCCGUUUCCGCGCGGACUUAUCCGCGCGUUCGACCUGCGUCGCCCUCCCCGCAAGCAUCGCCCUCCCCCUUCGUUCCGCGCGGCUAUCUUCCGCUCUCCCCCAACGUCCCCGUGCCCUACCUACCGGGGUCCCCAGGAGUAUCAACAGAUAGUUUCGACCAAUGGCGGUUCAUGGGCAGCCCGGAAAAACCAGCAACGGGCAGCCCGAAGAAGUCAGCCACUGGGAAACCAAGCGAUUCUGCCUCGGGCAGUCCGAAACGAUCUCUCUUUGAUGGAUUCAAGAAACCACGUGGAAGCAGCCCCACCCGCGCAACAGCGGGGGUAAAGGGCGAGACUGGGGGAAUAAAUGGCGCAGACUCCUGCAGAGGGGAGGGCGGGGGAGACGGAAGCGAGGAUAGGGUGAGUGAUGAGGUCGGGACUUGGGGAGGGGGGAACGGGGGAGUGACGAACGGGAGAAGAGGCAAGAGAAGACGAGGACACAUGGCCGGGGGGCGCGGAGGAAGGGAGGAUGGGGGAGAGGGGAGAGCUGAAGGGGGGAGGGAAGGGAGUGGGGAAGCGGGAGGGGAGGGUGAAUGUGAAGGGCGAAUACGAGGCGGAGGAGCCGCGGUAGGGGAAGGGAAAGCGGAGGGGGGAGAGGACGGGGGGAUGAGAACGAGAGGCGAAGGGGGAGGGAGAGGAGCAGCGGAGGGGGGAGGGGAAGGCGCUGUGGGAUGGAGCCGAGGGUACCAGGGGGCACCUAUUGUGCUGGCACUGCCUGCUGUGAGCCUGCCACGUGGUAGAAGGGGAUUGGGCCAUGGAGCCAGUGUCACGGUAAACGAGGAGGAGAAACGAGUGGAGCGUGUAAGGGGGCGGGAGAAGAGAGGGAGGGAGUCUGUGAUUGGUCGAUGCGCCAUGGCGGGAGAGGGAAAGGGGGAGGAAGGAGAGGUUGGGAGGAGGGAGAGGGACGAAGAGAGGGGAGGCGUGAGGGAGGAAGGGAGUGGCGCUCUUAGAAGCGCAGCUGGGGGCGGGAGAGGGGGAGGGGGAGGGAGAGGGGGAGGGGGAGGGGGAGGGGGAGGGGGAAGGGGGGAAGCAUCUGAGUCAGAAGGAUGGUGUGCCACGUCAUUAACUUCAUCUGUGUUUUUGGGCGGGGAGGAGGAGGAAGGAAGACACAAACCAGGAGAGACACCAGAGGUUGGCAGCAGGGGGCGGGAUGAAGGGGGGGCUCACAGCAGGGAGGGUUGUGGUGGCGGUGCUAGGGAAGGGAAGGACGGGCAGCGAGAGUUGGGAGGGAGGAGAGGAGAGAAGAAAGAUACAGAGGGUGCGAGAGUUGCUAGCGGUGGCAGGAUUAGGAGGAGGGGUGGGAGGAUGGGGGGCGGAGGCAGCAGGGCAGAGGGGGGAGGCGCAGAUGAGAGCAAUGCGAGGGUUGGAGAGUCAGAAGCGUUUAGAGACCAGGCCUUAGGGUCAGGCUCGGCCGGGCCAGAGCAAGCAGGCUCAGCAACAGCAACAGCAACAGCAACAGCAGCAGGGCAGGAGCAUGGUGGUGAUGACAUGGUGGCAGAAGGGCAGCGGGGCGCGGUGCCGUCAGCACAAGCAGGCCGAGCGACUCAUGGUGUGGCGCCAGCCAGUGGUGCUUGGGUGCCGCCUGUGUCUCCCUUCGGCCUCAUUCAGGAGCGCCUAUAUCAGGACCCAUGGAAGCUGCUGGUUGCAUGCAUGCUGCUCAACAAGACAGCUGGCAGGCAGCUGCACCGAGUCAUUUGGGACCUCUUCCGCCUCAUCCCCUCGCCUGAAGCAGCCAUCGCCGCACCAACGGCUGAGAUCGCCAAUGCCAUUCGCUCGCUGGGGCUCCAGAACAAGCGCGCUGCCAUGAUCCAACGGUUCUCAAAGGAGUUCCUUGCGGGUGGAUGGACGGACGUGAUGCAGCUGCACGGCAUUGGGAAGUACGCAGCAGACGCACACGCGAUAUUCUGUGAGGGCAGGUGGAGGGAGGUGAGGCCCAGCGACCACGUGCUCAACAAGUACUGGCACUGGCUCAAGCAGACGGACGGGCUUGGAUUGGCGUUCACUGAGACUUGAGAGCUGAGGUGUUGCUUGGGAUGCACUGCUAGUUAUGACGUGCAUCAAACAAGACGACGACAUGCUCAACAGGUCAAGCGGACGUCUGGGCUCGGAUUGGCAUUCACUGAGACUUGAAAUUCGUUUGGUGCACACUGCUCUGACCAUGGCACCCUUGUGGUUCUUCUGCUCACUGUAGCCCUCCCUUUCCAGGCUGCUUAUUCCCUCUGUCUUCUCCCAUUCAUGCCACUUGCGCUUUCAUUUGUUUGUUUGGUCGGUUGUGUCUACUGUGUGCCAGCAAGUAGAGUCAGCUUCUUGGGAAGGCAAUGAAGUACUUUUUGAGGC
Messenger RNA from Closterium sp. NIES-67, 3035 nucleotides. NCBI's taxonomy places the organism in Eukaryota, Viridiplantae, Streptophyta, Zygnematophyceae, Desmidiales, Closteriaceae. The record is from the annotation of a GenBank genome assembly.